Lithohypha guttulata is the source of this 1791-nucleotide messenger RNA. RefSeq lists its product as uncharacterized. Lineage: Eukaryota; Fungi; Ascomycota; Eurotiomycetes; Chaetothyriales; Trichomeriaceae. Bases 1 to 1791 code for a protein of 596 amino acids. The transcript has 2 exons. The record is from RefSeq and is a predicted model, not a curated record.
AUGGCGACACCACCUCCUGGGCGACCUCUCUCCAACACUUCGAAUAUGACCCCUAGGACUACGCAGGGUCUUGCACGCAAUCCUUCUCUACGCGGCAGAUCAGUAAGGCGGACUCCCGUUCGGUCUAGCAUUGGAGUAGGAGACGAGAUGGAUGGAGACGAGUCCAAGGACUUGAAUGCUCAGCUCAUCGCAGAUCUUAAGGAGCAGGUUGAACGAGCAGAAUAUGCCUCAGAGCAAUACCGCAAGCAGUUGAAAUUAUUACAACAACGCCUUGACGACGCCACAGAUCAGCAGACAGUGGCCGAAGAGCGAGAGUUCGCAGCCCGUACUCAGACCGACAAGCUCGCUGCGGAGGUCAAGGAUAGUGCCAGGCAGAAGAGGGACUUGGUUUUCAACUUUGAAUCAGAACGCAACGUACUUCUUCAGGAGAAAAGCAGAGCAUCAGCGCGCGAGAACGAAUUACAGACAACGGUUAAGAGGUUGACCGAUAUGUUGCAGGCGAAGAACGUGGAAAAGGCAAAUAUCGUUCGAACGCAUCCUAGUAGUGAAGAAGACCUUCAAUCCGCACCACAAACGUCCUCCUCGAACCAGGAAGAAUUGUUGCAGGUAUUGCAAGAGAAGGAAGCUACUAUUGAUGCUCUGAGACUGGAACUCGCAGAUGUGCACUUCAAAGUCGCAGAACAGGAACAUAUGGGUGAUGGUAAUCUACAAACCCUGGAGAAGCAAUUGAGCGAUGUCAAGAUGCAGAAUGCCAGACUGGUAGAGGAGAAUGACAGUUUCCAAAUGCUGCUCAGCGAAAAGACCCUGAAGGGCGAUUUUAUGCACGAUACACAUUCAGAAUCUGGUGGAAUGAGCUCGCUCGCAGAGGAGCUGGAGUCAAUUGGUGAGAACGAUGAGAUCUCGAUGGAACAAUAUAAGAAGUUGGAGGCAGAUCUAAAGAGCGUCAGAGAGGAAAAGAAGGCUUUGACACUGUAUGUUGACAAGAUUAUUGGACGGUUAUUGCAACACGACGACCUCAUGCACAUUAUUACUGGUAAAGAUGCGGACGAAAAUAUCCCUCCUCCACCACCGAAACCCGUGGUCAAGGAAAAGCCACUUCCUCUAGCUCCCGCAGCACUCAUUUCAGGUCCAGCUGCGGACGCACCAACGACUCCAACAGUCGUGGGCGGCUUCCUAUCAAGGGCAAAGUCAGUGGUAAGUAGAGCCCCAGCCGCUCGUGGGGCUCGACCAAUGUCUUUCAUGCAAGCUGCUACUGUUUCGACUCCUACAGCGAACGAGAACCCUCAGACUGCUCCCAGUGUACCAAUCAAUAGAGGUCAUCGUCGAGCUCGCUCCGAUCAGAUGCAGCCGCCAGACCUCGGAGCAGCUGCUGUUGUGCAACACGUGAACAAAGGCUCACCACUCAGGACUGCCAGUGGUGGGCCUACCACAGGCAUCAGCCCACUCCAAAGAGCACAAACUUCAUACUUUGCGCCACCAUCUCGAUCAGAGACUAUAAGAGCACCGUCACAGAGCGGCACAGCAGAGCCGUCAAGCUCAGCAAAUAGUGUCAAUAGUGGUGAAAGCUAUGGAAGGCAGUCGACGGAGGCUACAUCUGCGCAGACGAGCACUCACACUCGCGAUCGUGAAAGCAUGGCCCCUCCUGUGACUGCAGGAGUGAUGAAGCAGAGCCAAUUGAGACCGCUCCGACUUGUACAAAACCAAGACGAAGAAGAGCGGAAGAAAGCUAAUAGACAGAGUUGGAUGGGAAAUUGGUUUAAUAGGGGUAGUAUUGAUGCGUCUCAAUCGUGA